CGAACAAUAAACCGGUGGCGCUUGAUGGCACUCGAAAUCCCAGCCCACAACCGCACACCCUCUACUCUACCCUGUGCGUCCCUACAGCGCGUCGACCUGGCCGACCAAUACCACCAGCAGGGCGCACGGUGAGACACACUCGCUGCUCUACCCGCGGUGCCCAGUGUCAGUGUGUAACAACAGCUUCGACCGAACGGUUCGUCGUCGUAUCGUGCCGCGUGAUUCGCCAAGCCGCGACCUCGCAUUAUCAGCGUACAAAGAACGAUCGUGUGUGUGAGGAUCACGUCACUAGGAGGCGCUCUCUCGCUCUAUCUGUCUUUAUCUCUCCGGCGGCUGGUGAGAGAACCGAUAAGCAGAAGAUCGCGCAGGGAAUCGGCAGAGUAGUAAUCCGAACCGGAGUGCCCAAACCGGAGUAUGUGGUUUAGCGUUUAGCGUGUACAGCGUUCAUCUCUAACCCGUUUGCUCACGCACCGAAUGUUGUGUUAGAACGUACCACCAAUUCUAUCGACGGUGCGGGGUAAAACCUGUCACAGUGGCUUAGUUCCUUAGUGUGACCGGACACGGAAAGGUGUGCAUGACGCUUAGUUGAACGAUUCGUUUGACAGCGUUUAGUUUUGUUUGAAGAGUUUUUGUGCAGCUAAGGGGCAAUUAUGAGCGGGCAGUAGAGUUUGGGUGUGCAGUUCCUUUCCUCAAGCAGUUUGUAGCAGUGGCACCGUCCAGCUGUCUCCUCUCACGGGCCCGCCGUUCGUGACACGCGCGUGUAGUGCACACAAACCGUACUCUCUCCACCAGCAGCAAAUACACCAUCACAUCAUGUUGACGACGGUGCGAAUGAACGCAAAGCUACGCUGGAUGGCGCGAUGCUCGCCCCCGUUCAGCCUGCUGCUGCGGACGUGCGCCUGCCUGCUGCUGCUGCUGGGCCCGCUAGCGCACAGCCCGGUCGAGGGUCAGUAUCUGCGGUCGCCGUGCCCGGACGUGUUCUCGUACCGGCUCGAUCCCGGCACCAACCAGGUGUUUGGCUACGUCGAGCUGCAGGGUCUGCGCAUCGGUCAGCUGGUCAAGCUGAACGUGGACCUGUCGAUCGCUAUCGCCGUACCGCAGAACAACGUCGGAUCGAUCACGCUGGUGAAGUCGCGGGAGGAAACGUUCCGCGAUAUCUACAGCAACCAGCCGGCCCAGUAUCGCGUAAACUUCCCGUUCAACAAUGUCAUCCCGAGCGUGCUGGCCAUUAGCGUCAACGGGCAGACGAUCUGUACCGGGCAAAAGGCGACGGGCAAUAUCGUGACCACCAUCAACCUGGAGCACACACUCUUCACGCAGAUGCAACCGCUGGCGAACAGUGGCAACAACAUCAAUGCGAUACAGUUCCAGCCCCAGCAAAAUACGGCCGUGCAGGCACCGGUGUACCGGCCGGUGCAGCAACAGCAGCCGGUGGUCCAACCGCAACCGCAACCACGACCAAGGCCAGUGCAAACGCCCAGACCGCAGCCAGUACAAACGCAACGACCGUCGGUAGACUUUAGCUCAACGGAAGCGGGUGGUUCGGCCAGCAUUGGUUGCGGACAACCGGCCGCCGUGUUUAACCGUCUCUCGAUCAAUGGAAUCCGCUCGCCCAAGGGACAGUUCCCGUGGGCGGCACCGAUCUUCGACACCGGAGUCCCAGCGAAGCCGAAGUACAUAUGCGGCAGUACGAUCAUUGGCGAGCGGCACCUGGUAACGGCCGCUCACUGCAUGUACGAUUCGAUCGGCAACCCGCGCAGUGCGAACGACCUGACAACCGUGCCGGGCAUGCACAACAUCGACAACUUCUUCGAUGCCGAUCUGCAGGAGCGCAGUGUGAAGAAAAUCUUCAUCCACGAGGAUUACUACUUCGAGGAUUCGAUACUGCUCGAUACCGACAUCGCCGUGAUGCUGAUCGAUCAGCCACUCACGUACAACAAUCUCGUGCGGCCGAUCUGUCUGUGGCAGGAAAGCGACAACCUGGAGCAGAUCGUCGGUCAGAAGGGUUUCGUGUCGGGCUGGGGCGUCACCGAGGACGGCAAUGCCAAGUAUCCGAGCUACGUUACGGCCACGGUUGUCGAUCGGCGAACGUGCACCCGCAACCUAGAGCGGCUGAUUGCCGGCAAUGCGAGGAUAUUUUGCGCUGACGGGCAUGGUUCGGUGCCGUGCACUGGCGAUUCGGGCAGUGGGCUGGUGAUCAAGCGUGGCUCGAGGUACUACAUUCGUGGUAUCGUUUCGGUCGGCCAGUACGAUCCGAACACGCUCACCUGCGCCCGCGACAAGUACGUACUGUACACGGAUAUUGCUCCGUUCCGUUACUGGCUGUCGAGAGUGGUAAAGAUGCUUUAGAGUGGACAAUGGGUAGAUCCACCGUCCUAACAUAAAGGGAGGGUGCAACACUGUUGCAACUGUGAACCACUCGCGACGCCCCACGCGGCCACAACACGGAAUUGCAGCCACACCUGAAAUACUGAAAUUAUGCUCCAUGGAGAGCUUUUAGUCUAGUUGCCAGUGCCUUGAGCAAGCAGAACAAAACGGAACAUCACUCUCCCCCCUCCCUUCCUCCCUUCCCUCUCUACAAUGUGACUCAUGUCUGCAGGUCCCGCUCCCCUGCUCCCCUGCUCAGUGGGCAACCGACACUUAGGUUAGUGACAAACGCAAAUGAAGAACGUUUGUUGGUAAGAACAUGUCAAGUCAAUACUAAGCAAAGAAAAUAAAUUGCAUAGUGCGUAGUAAGGUUGUAUUUAAUAGACGAUGUAAAUAUAAUAAAAUGCGUCCGAUAUGGUUCUGGAACUGUUAUUGGAACCGAACACAAGAACACUCAAAUAAAACAGUAAACUUCUAUAAGAAA
Messenger RNA from Anopheles gambiae (African malaria mosquito), 2851 nucleotides. RefSeq names its product serine protease gd. Bases 814 to 2349 code for a protein of 511 amino acids. The record is from RefSeq and is a predicted model, not a curated record. NCBI's taxonomy places the organism in Eukaryota, Metazoa, Arthropoda, Insecta, Diptera, Culicidae. The transcript has 3 exons. Gene Ontology annotation, biological process: proteolysis. Gene Ontology annotation, molecular function: serine-type endopeptidase activity.